GUCCUUUGAUGUGGUUUUGGCGGGGUGUAUCCCAGUCUCUUGACGAGUUCUCUCAGACUUUUGUUGAACUGAACAGCGCAACCACAGUGAAUCAUGGCAGAUAGUUGGGGGGGAAACCCUCGCGGCGGAGGUCGUGGAAGAGGGGGAAGAGGCGGAAGGGGCAAUAGUGGCGGAAGAUUCGGAAGUGGCGGAAGAGGCGGCAGAGGGUUUAGCGGAGCAACCGGAGGUUCAGGGUAUAAGGGAAGUUGGGGAGGUUCUGGUUCUGGGGGCGGAGGCGGCGGUAGAGGGGACUGGGGAAGAUAUCAGGGGGGAACCGGCGGAGAGGUUGGGCGCGGGAGCUUCAGCCCGGGCGAUUCAAGGAAGCGGAAGUUUGAAGGCGCAAGCGGAAGUUCCGACGAGGGCGGAGGAGGAGGCGCACGCGGGCGAGGUUGGGGAAGAGGAGGCGGUCGCGGGGGGGACGGCGGACGGGGUGGGGGACGGGGCGGUGGACAGGGGCGAGGAGCGGGGAGGGGAGAGAGCGCUCCUAGCGGACCAAUGGACAGGAAGCAGAGGAAGGAGUUAGCGGAGGCGCGGAAAAAGCGCCGCCGCCCUCUCUUUGAUUUGGAAAAGGAGCUGACUCUGCUGUGGGAGAAGUCUCGCCAGAGGAACAUAGACAUGGAGAAAAAACACAAGCUGGUGACCUCAAUGAUUGCUAAGAUGAAGGGCAAGAUGUUGGAAAUGGCGCGGUCGCACACGGUGUCACGGGUGCUGCAGAUGUGUGUUAAGCACGGCAGGAAGGACGAGAGGGAGAUGGUGUUCGCUGAGUUGAGGCCGCACUGCAGGGAGCUGGCCAUUCACCCGUAUGCCCACCACUUAGUCAACCGGAUGAUGGACCAUGCCAGCAAGGAGAAGAAGCACGACAUCAUAGGGCAGCUGCGGGGGCACGUGGUGGAGAUGAUGCGGCACCCUGUGGCCAGUGCAGUCGUGGAGCACGCCUACCAGCUCUCCACACCUCCCCAGCGCUCAGCUCUAGCGUCCGAGUUCUUCUCCCCCGAGUUCCGCCUCUUCCCCUCGCUCGCCCUCCCGGGCUCCGGCCACCUCUCUGACCUGCUGGCGGAUCUCCCCACGGGCACCACCCGGCAGUCCGUGCUGCAGCACCUGGAAGCUUCCCUGCAGCCGAUACUGGAGAAGGGGAUCGUGGACCACUCGCUGUUCCACAGAGUGCUGGCGGACUACCUUCAAGUCAUCUCCAAGGGAGGUGGCGGAGGUCCGCAGCAUCUGAUGGGCGCUCUGCUGCUGCGCAUGGUGCACACGAGGGAUGGGGUCAGGAUCGCCAACACCAUGGUUGCCCAGGCGACUCCUAAGGAGGUGCGGCGGGUGGUGAAGGCGCUGAAGGGAGUGGUGGCGCGCGUGGCGUGUGACGACCACGGCCACCUGCUGCUGCUGCAGAUGCUCGAGUCCGCCUCUUCCGGUCCUUUGACCCGGUUCGUGGUCAAGGAGCUCAUUAAAGACCUCUUCGAGGUCAUGCAGGAGCGGAUCGGCCGCCGGUUCCUGCUGCAGCUGCUCGCCCCCUCCUCCACCGCUACCUGCCACCCGAUGCCGCCCAGGCUGUUGUGGUGGGCGGCAGAGUGGAGGAGGAGGGGGAGGAAGAGGAGGAGGAGGGGCAGGAGGAGGAAGGAGGGGAUGAUGAUGGAGAGGAGGGGGAGGAAGAGGAGGGAAAGGAGCAAGGGGGGGCGAUGGAAGAAGGGGAGGGUGAAGAGGAGGAGGAGGAAGGUCAGGGAGGUGAGGAGAUGGAAGAGGAUGAGGAGGAGGAGGAGGAGGGAGGAGAGGGGGAGGCGGAGGAGGGUGAAGAGGGAGAGGAGGGAAAGGAAGGGGAUGAGGGAGAGAGGGAGAAGAGGGGGAGGAGGGGGAGGAGGGGAGGAAGGGGAGGAGGAGGAAGAGGCGGGGGAGGGAGAGGAAGGAGGUGCCACAGCUACGAAGUUCAGCAAGAGGAAGGGGAAGGCAGACGGCAAGAAGAGAAAGGCUGCUGCCGCUGCAGCAGCAGCAGAUGAUGAUGAUAGUGAUGAGGAGGAGGAGGAUGAGGGGGAUGAGGAGGGGGAGGGGGAGGGUGGAAGGGGCUCUCGGUCCGUUGCUAAGAGAAGGAAGCUUCUGAUUGAUUCAGGAUUGGGCGAGGAGAUGCUCAAGCUGGCAGCGGAGCAUGCGGGCGCCAUGCUGAGGUCUCAGUUUGCCUGCGAUGUCAUCUAUGAGCUUGCACGUGGAGGAGACUCGUCUCUCCUCGCCCUGCACUAUCCUACACUCCUCUCCGCCCUGCACUCAGGCAUCGCUGCUGAAGCCGCUGCUCCCCGCCCCCCUGCUGCUGCUGCUGCCAAUGGCGCUGCUGCUGGUGGUGAUGGUGCGGGCAAGAAGGACAAGUCAAAGAAGGGCAAGGAGAAGAGCGGCAAGGUGCAGAAAGCACAGGAGGGGGGUGAGGAGGAGGGGGCAGAGAAGGGGGAGAGGAUGGGAGCAGGCGGAGAAGCAGGGGGAGCAGCAGCCAAGCCAUGUGUUGGAGGAUUUCUUUGGCAGCAGAGUGCUGAGACGCCUGGUGGCAGAUGAGGAGCGCCAGGCCGCAGCAGCAGCUGCGACUGCAGCUGUGGCAGAAGGAGCAGCAGAAACUGCGAAGUCUGAAGAAGCGGCGGCUGCAGCAGCAGCAGCGUUGGAGGGGGAAGUUGAGCCUUUCUGUGCCGUGUUGUGGCGAGAGGCGCUGCGAGGGCGGUGCAGGGAGUGGGGCACAGGCCACAGUGCCAAGGUGGUGGCAGCUCUGGCGCAUGCCCCUCACAAGCCAACAAAAGAUGCCGCCCUGGCAGAGAUGGCAACGUUUCUCGGUCUGCCCGAGUUUGCUGCACUGAAACGAUUGGUGGAGAGCCCACCCUCCCACCAUCACCAGCAGUAGUAGCUGCAGCAGCAGCAGCAGCAGGAGGGAGCAUACUGAGUAAAAAGAGCACCUAUUGUAGAACCACCGGAAUUGCAGAAGCUUGGCCACCUUUCUAGAAAAGAACGCGCUGUAGUCAGGACGUGUGCUGCACUGUACGCAUUCCAAAAUGCUUGAAAUGUGUCGCACAUGCAUAUGCCACUCACCUGGACCUCCAACGUGUAGCUUGGCGACGAUAAUGCAAGGCAAGGCAAUGUGUUGCGCAGUGCACAGAUUGGACAGGAAGGUGUGCUGAGUGGAGCUUUGGGUUUAGGGUUUAUGGAUGCAAUUACCUU
Closterium sp. NIES-67 is the source of this 3222-nucleotide messenger RNA. Lineage: Eukaryota; Viridiplantae; Streptophyta; Zygnematophyceae; Desmidiales; Closteriaceae. The record is from the annotation of a GenBank genome assembly.